This is a messenger RNA of Lineus longissimus, 7262 nucleotides long. Its product is annotated as cGMP-inhibited 3',5'-cyclic phosphodiesterase 3A-like. The record is from RefSeq and is a predicted model, not a curated record. Gene Ontology annotation, biological process: signal transduction. Bases 1 to 3309 code for a protein of 1102 amino acids. Gene Ontology annotation, molecular function: calmodulin-activated 3',5'-cyclic-GMP phosphodiesterase activity. The transcript is spliced from 14 exons. NCBI's taxonomy places the organism in Eukaryota, Metazoa, Nemertea, Pilidiophora, Heteronemertea, Lineidae.
AUGGCUAUGCAUGGCAGGUCUAGUAGCCGAGGCUCCAGAAAUGAGGGCGAAAAAGACACGGAGACGCAAGAAAACAAUGGAUAUGUUCAGAUUUUUGUGAAGCCAUUGGAACAGCGAAAAUACAGUAUGGUUUUGAGUUGGAUCGGCCUCUCUAGUACAAAGAUGUCGGCCCAACAGUGCUGGGUGAUGUAUGGCUGUAGUGCUUUGCUCUUCAGUCUGCUACUGUAUCAUCUCAUUCAAUGCGAUUUGGGGUUUGUGUUUGAAAAAUUCUGUGGCCUAACAAUGCCCAUCUGUAGCAUUUUGUGUGGGUACUACUGGAUUGCCCUGUAUUUACGUAAAACAUGGAGCACGACCAGUGUUUACUUUUUAUUCUGUUCCUGUUUUGUGGGCGAGUUUAUUGGUCAGUGUUUUUUCAGUGGUUUAGAGGAGGACUACAUUUCACAACCUUUAGUGGUGUUCUCAGUGUUGGCAUCUGUCAGUGUGGCGAGUGUUUUCUCGAGCCUCGAAACCACCCAGAGCUCAAUCGUCAUCAUUUUUGUCAGCUUUACACGAUUCCUGGCAUGCGUUACACUGACAGACCUACCCCAGGUCCUGCGACCUCUUGCCGUUUACUUCAGUGGAAUCGGAGGGGUUAUAGCAGCCAAGUAUAUGGAGACAGUUUUCAAACCCCCAAUCAAUAAUUUCAUGACACAGGAUGGAAAAAUACCAGUGAUUAAACGUCGGCGUUCAAGUUCUUCAAGCGCCCAUGGAUUCUCGUCAACACGGCCUGGACGGCGGACGUCUCUCCCUGCGCUCAUACAGAAAAGUCAGUGUUCAACAACGAGUUAUGAAUCGGCAAUAAUCAGUGAAGCACAUGGCCUCAUUAAUGACAUGCUGGCUGACCCUAAUCUUCCUCCGCAUGUCGUGAGUGGACUGCGCGCCAUUAGCAACCUUCUCAAACCACAGGAGAAUCACAUGCCCCACAAUAAACCUAAGAUCAGCCCUCUCGUUUCACUGGCGGAGUCCUCCAACUAUGGCUCGGAUACUGAAGACCUGCCCUACACUGGGGAGAGGCCAUCUUCGUUACCCAAGCGUCUACGUCGCAGUCUUCCACCCAGCUUACUGCGCAGAAUGUCAACAAGUACUUGGACCACAACAACCUCGGCUACAGGAAUGCCCACCUUGGAGCCAGAGCCAUGCCGCCAACGUAGUGCCAGUGUUCGUCUGUCUCGAGAUGCCCAACCAGGAACAAGCCCUGUGACGAGCCGUAGCAAUAGCCCCUCACCAAAUUCCCCUACAACAGUCUGCUUAACGAUACCAAAAUCUCGAUCAUUUUCCAUAGCGACAGCUGGGACGUUAGCACCGCCUCCUAAACGCUCCACCAGAGAGCGUAACAAAAGUCUUUUCGCGCCUGGGCAAGGUCCAGCAGCAGAACCGAUAACAACUGCUAGUCCGAGCCAACAUGAUACAAAACCUGUUUCUCCGUUAGUUGCGGGAGAUUCACAGCAACAGGAAGAGACACUGACUCUGAAAGACCAGGAUUCUGUCCAAGGGUCAAGUGUGAAGCAACGUCUUACUGUGACAUCGGACUAUGAGAGUAGUGAUUCCCCAAGUGAUCAUAGUGAUAACAUAACGAAUACAGAGGAAGGUGGUUCUCAUCGGAAAGAGGUGCCAGGGACUGAGAUUAAACCUGAUGAAGCGCCUCGGCCUCAGGUGACAUUUAAGGAGGAAAGAAAAGUGAUUGAAGAAGCGUGUUCAGUGCCAGUGAUUCGACACGACCACGAUUCAAACUUUAAAAAUAGCGUCGGGACUUUGGGUGCAUUAAGUGUGGAUUUAUCCAAUAUAGACAAAUAUGAGCAUUUAUAUAUUUCCAAACUCAAUCAGUGGGAUUAUCCUAUAUUUGACUUUUCUAACGAUGCUCAGGAUACUUGUUUGUCAAAACUAGCCUAUAAAUUGUUUUCCGAAGUAGGAUUUUUCGACACAUUCCGUAUACCUCUGCCAGAAUUUCUCAACUACUUCCAUGCAUUGGAAUUAGGCUAUCGAGAAAAGCCAUAUCACAAUCGGUUGCAUGCCACAGAUGUGUUACACGGGGUGUACUACCUCACAACUCAGGCCAUCCCAGGGUUCCAGCAGGUCAACCCCGAGGGAGAUGGGUUCAACAAGCAGGGCUCAUCUAGUGAAUCAGAUUCAGAAACAGAACGACCGAACUUAAAUCACAGACGGAGUUUCAUUGCUGAGGACACAUACGGGAUCAUGGGCGGGAACUUCCCGCCAUUGGAGUUGAUGGCGUUAUAUACUGCUGCUGCCAUGCAUGACUACGAUCAUCCUGGUCGGACAAAUGCUUUCUUGGUAGCAACGCAUGCAUCACAAGCUGUUUUGUACAACGAUCGAUCAGUAUUAGAGAAUCACCAUGCAGCGGCCGCGUGGCACCUCCUAUUGUCAGACAAGAGAUUUAACUUCCUACAACACCUAGAGAAGGCUGAGUUCAAACGAUUCCGCUUCCUGGUUAUUGAAUCAAUACUCGCUACAGACUUAAAACGACACUUUGAGAUUUUAGCAGAAUUUAAUGCAAAGUAUCCAGAGAAAAAAUCAUGUUCAUGUGAGACGAAUGACAAUGAUGCGCCUGGUGUUGAUUGGACGGUAGAGAGUGACCGUAUUCUAGUCUCACAAGUCGUGAUCAAACUCGCCGAUAUCAACGGCCCAGCAAAGUCAAAGGAUCUUCAUGUCUCGUGGACUUACAGAAUAACAGAGGAGUUUUAUGAGCAGGGUGACGAGGAGGCUAAGCUUGGGAUGCCUAUCUCCCCAUACAUGGACAGAAAGAAUCCCCAACUCGCCAAACUCCAAAUGUCCUUCAUCAACCACUUGGUGGCACCACUAGUCAAUGCAUGUUCGUCUGCUGGACUCCUGCCUGGGCAGUGGAUCGAGGAUGAUGGGACUGACAAUGAUGUUCAUUCAGGAAGUGACGGGAAUAACACAGACAACACGGAGGAUGAGGAAACAGGUUCAGACACAAACUCAGUACCAGAAAACAAUCACCUGACAUUACCCAAGCCGCGGAAGAAGUUAAAGAAGAUUGCAUGUACGUUAACGAAGAAUCUGAAGGAUAACCUGGAUAUGUGGACUCAGACAGUGAAGGAGGAGAGUCAGGAAGAGGCAGCUAAAGAGGAGAUGCAGGCGUCGCUGGACGCAUCACGACAGAGUGAAAUGGAAACAAUCAAAGAGGAAUCUAAGGAAGAUGAAUCCGCACCAAACUCACCAAAUACGCAAGCCACAGAGGCUAAGACAGACAACGAAUCAGAGCCUUCCACACAAAAAAACACCAACAGCUGAUUGGCUGAAACUGUUCUGUCUCUUCCUUAGACAAGCUCUGAUUGGUCAAGCUUGUGAUGCUGUGCCAGUUUUAUUGGCUGAGACUCUAUACUUCCUUUGAACUGAGGCUCUCAUUGGUCGAGUAUGUGGAGUGGACAUGAAUCGAAAGAUCUCUUGGCGUCCAACCAGGUCCUUUAAUUGAAUGAAAAGGGAUCAUUAAGGUCACUCACUUGAGUUUGCUGAGCAUGUGUAAAGGCGUGACGCUUGUUACAAGUUUAUACAGAGUGAUGUUGACUUAGUCUGGAUUUGGUGUUCUUUGGCUGUCCAGGUUGGAAAGAGCAAGAUGUGAUGAAUUAGUUCAUUGUGGUUGGCCUAAAAUCGCUGUGUAUUUCAUAUGGACUUUGUGUACAGAGCUUGAAUUGGAAUUGUUUUAAUGUGAAAUGAUAUUGGUAUUGGCUGGUGCUUUCUAGUCAGCUUCAGUCUCAAGGACUGUACAGGGCGUUUCAAUAAAACAAAGCCCAGACAAAAUGUGCGUUGUUCAAUAAAGUGUAGAUGCCAUCAAUCAAUCAUGAGGUUGAGCAAUAACUUUUCCUUUGAUUCUUUUCAUUGCAAGCCUAUUGUCUCAGAAGACAGACAUUGUUUUUGCAAUGACAUGUACACUCUUGAAUAAUAAUAUUUUUUGUUUGGGUUUAGUCCUUAUUGAAACGCCCUGUACAUAUUCUACUUGGGGACGGCAGAUCUAGGCAAUGGGAAACAACUUUCUGGUCUACGCUAAUGAUAAGCUUAUACUGCCUCGUCAAUAGUUAAACAGUGCUUUCAUGCUAAUCUCGGUUGGUGUCCAUUGGGAGAAUGGUAUGCGUUCUGUGAUGUCUCAGGUGUGAGGGGUUAAACACGUUUUCAUCUGAAAAAGGACAGCACUCGUCGGAAGUUCGGUAUUCUACUUGGUGAUUCAUAUACAUAUGUACAGUAAAUUAAUGUUUAACUAUUUUAACACCUUCAGCGCCGAACCACGUAGAUCUACGUGGCCAAAAUCCCCCCUCCCCUUUGAGCUGGUUAUCGGAGUCUCAUGGCCUUCAUGAAAGAACUACGCCAUCGCCAUCUUCAGGGCAAGGCAGGAACUGAAACGACCGUUUGGUCUUCAGUUCCUACGGUGCCCUGAAGAUGGCGAUGGCGUUGUUCAGAACUUCAAAUGACUUCAUGAAAGAACUACGCCAUCGCCAUCUUCAGGGCAAGGUUGGAACCGAGACCGCUGAAAAGACUGUUUGGUCUUUUCAGUUCCUACCUUGCCCUGAAGAUGGCGAUGGCGUAGUUCUUUCAUGAAAUCCAUGAGUUUCCGAUAACCAGCUCAAAGGGGAGGGGGAUUUGCGCCACGUAGAUCUACGUGGUUCGGCGCUGAAGGUGUUAACAAUGAAUAGCUGUGAAAUUCUGGUGCGUAUACAUGUUCUAUUGUACAUACAUCACACUAUGUAAUAUGAAUGUUGUAAGAGCAGUGUCUGUGACAUUUGUAUUGUUUUAAUUCAUCUUUUGUGUGAGGCUCUGAAUAACAUGAGUUCAUGAAAAUUCUGAUACUUAAUGAUUUUAUAGGUUAGUUUUAAGAAUCGCCCAAUGGUUUAAGUCUAUUUAUUGUGUGAGACUCACUUUUAAGACUAAAGAGCCCCCUGUCUUUUAUUCUUCCAAUGCUUUCCUGAUGAUUUGAGUGGAUUGACAGCUUUUCCAAUGCCUCAGUUCCACCAUAAAUGUUGAUGAAACUUUAGGCAUAUGACAAUAUUGGUUCCAGGAGGUCAUGCACCUUAUCAAAAGAAAUAUCAAUAUCCUUCGAAAUGAAACUGCCUUUUCUUCCAAUAACUCAUUUUAAUGUCUGUUUUAUGUUCUAAUUUCUUCCAAGGUGUUCAUGUCAUCGAUCUAUAAAGAUUAAGAACAUGGUUGUGACAUUGUAUAUUUUGUACAUAAAUAAGUCGAUGAAGGUUGCUAUUCUAUUCAAAGGAAACCUUUUCAUGACUCAUAACCAGUUGAUGUUGAUUUUAUAUUUACUUCUGUACUGUUUGUGACUUUGUGUACUUUGGAAUGUAUCAAUAUAAUACCCCUGUACAUAAGCCUAUUAAUGUAAGUUAUGUCUAAGUAAGGGCUUAAUUGUAUACUUGCCAUUGGCACCUUGAUGACCAGGUGGCACUGACACUUCCCUUUACAUUUGAAACCUGUGUAUCAUGUUAAUAGAGUGGGAGGGGGUUUACUUUGAUCCAGUAAACCCAAUUUUUUGACAAAAAAGCACCUCAUCCAGCAUUUGGUUCACCCCUGGUAAAGAAGUGAUUUAAGAAUGGUCCUGUUCGAGAAUAUAGCGAUGUAUACUUUUCAAUAUAGCUUUGUAUGCUUGUCCAUUCGGCUGUUUUGGAAGCCCAUCACUUGUGCUUGUGACAAGCAUGAGCAUUUGAGCUUGACAUGAAUGUUAAUUGUUUCUGUUUACAAGGAGUUGCUCUGCUUCAUUCGGAAAGCGCAUGGACAGUGGUUGCUGUGCACUUCUGUAUGGGUCUAACGAGCCCCUUCUUAAUGUGGUAUUGCUUAACGAAGGGAUUAUUUUAAUGUCUACUCAUAACAACCUUGUUAAAAACCUGAGAUUAUUAUUUAUUGGGAGCAACUCAGAACGAUUAGCACUUAAAGCGCUAAUCUUGUCAAGUGCUUUUCCUGACUUUAUAAGGCUAUAACAGUACUGGUACGUUCAACUUAAUUGUUAAGUUAUCAAGACCCUCAGGUUCUGUCAUAUUUUAUCUUUACAAAUUUUAGUCAGAAUCAGAUUGUUGAUUUUUUGCAUGCCCUUGUUGAUUGAAUGACGAUUCCCCAAUCUGUUUGACUAUCCAAUGACAUUGAAUAUAGUUUGAUUGUAAAUCUACAUUUGACAACAUCUGGUAACUUUGAAAUAACUGUGUUGACAUGAUUAACCCAGCUGAGGAGCACCUGUAAAAAGGCCUAUUUUACCUGUGAUAGGCCUAUAUGUAACAGACGAGGAGCCUUGACUGGCUUAAAUAAGUCAACACAGUAGUUGAUUAAUUUCCUCUCGCUUCACUGAGGCCUACUGGUACAAUAUUGUUUAUUGUAAUCAUGAACCAAUACUCCAUUUUGUGGAGUCAUCGUGUAAAUAUUUGUAGAUCCUCGCAGAUAAUUUAUAAUAUGAUAAUUCAUCUAGACAGUAUACCUAUAAUAUAUUGUCAUAUUUAAAUGUAGACAGUACCGGUAUGUAUUUAACACAUCGAGAAGACAGUGCUAGAUCACUGUUGAUGAAGCUUAACAUCCACAUUCACUUAAGUCAUGGUCUUGAAAUAAGUUUUUCUGAUGAUGGUGUCCGUCGUAUUUUUGGACAGUUAAAAGAAUCACUGUUCAGAACAGACUCUGUCCAAAAAACAACGAAAUUAAAAAAAAACACUUUUCAAAAAAUAUUUUCAUACUCGGUCCUUGCGGGUGGUCCAAUUUGAUUGGUUAUAUAUUUGAACCAGUCGUUGUACAGAGAUGAAACAUGACAUUCUUUCCAUUAAAACAAUGGAAGAUAAUAUAUAUUUUGAAAUUUUGUAUAAAUCAAGUUAAACUGUGUAUUUUAUCAUCUCUGGGGAUCGAGUGAUGAGUUAUUUGUUUUUCCUGUCGAGAGAAGUUGAGAAGAGGAAGAUAUUAGGCCAACAAAUACUGUAAUAAAUAAGAUAAUGGGAGUGAGCAGGUUUAAAUUGAAUGAAAGUAAACUGAGGUCAGAAAAUGUUAAAGAGCGUCAUGUAGGUUGCAUGGCUUCAUCUCCUCAAUAUCUCUUAUACAUGUCAUAUGGUAUGACAAAGUCAUUGUGUUAUAAAAUACAUUGUGUUAUAGAUACAGUCUGCCCUGUGUUCAUUUAUGUGCAGAAAGUGGUGAUAUAUUAUGUGACAAUGAGGAGGAUAUGACCAGGGGUGCAUUGUCAGUCUCUAUCCGGAUACCAGAAGUAAAGAAUUAAAAUCAAUUUA